AUGGCUGCUGCUGCUUUUGCUCUUGCCCUACUUCUCUUCUCUUUCACCGCCAUUCUUUCAAGUGUUAAUUGGUGCGUUUGCAAAGAUGGAAGUGACGCAGUCUUGCAGAAAACCUUGGACUAUGCUUGUGGAGCGGAAGCUGACUGUAACCCUCUCCAUCAAAACGCACUUUGUUUCCAACCAAACACCGUCAGAGCUCACUGCAGCUACGCUGUGAAUAGCUACUUCCAGAAGAAGGGCCAAGCACCAGGAACUUGUGACUUUGCAGGAACAUCUACACCUGUUGCAUCUGACCCAAGUAUUAGUGGUUGUGUCUACCCUUCAAGUGCCAGUGGUGCAGGCACUAGCACACUCAACCAUUUUUAUUACAGUAAGAAUAGACAACCAUGUUAUGCCUUGUUGCAAAACCUACAUUCACCAUAA
This is a messenger RNA of Lathyrus oleraceus (garden pea), 423 nucleotides long. RefSeq names its product PLASMODESMATA CALLOSE-BINDING PROTEIN 3-like. The record is from RefSeq and is a predicted model, not a curated record. The transcript has a single exon. The coding region runs from base 1 to 423 and encodes 140 amino acids. NCBI's taxonomy places the organism in Eukaryota, Viridiplantae, Streptophyta, Magnoliopsida, Fabales, Fabaceae.